Molecule: messenger RNA, 3242 nt
Organism: Folsomia candida
Lineage: Eukaryota; Metazoa; Arthropoda; Collembola; Entomobryomorpha; Isotomidae
Product: protein mesh
Exons: 2
Coding region: 343-2796 (817 amino acids)
Biological process (GO): cell-matrix adhesion
Source: RefSeq, a predicted model, not a curated record
CCCACUUGCAGAUAACCAAACUAAUAUCGCUCUCAACGGAGAGACACGUAUCUGACUUUCAAAUGAAGACAAAUUACUUGUUUCUAUUAGUCUGUACCCUAUCCCUGAUUUUCAUCGGGGUUAAUGGGAAAGUAGAACUGGCCGACUUCUUCCCAUUUGGCGUGGAUCAUGGAGACAAUAUAGUUCCGGAGAAUGAUGAUCAAUUCGUCAACAUUACUUUUUCUCCUGGAUCAGUCUUCCCUUUCUUCAAUACUACACAUAGAAGUUUGUUUGUCAAUAAUAACGGGGCUAUUUCCUUCAUAGCAGGUGUAAGCCAAUUUACCCCGAUAUGUGGUCCUUUAGAUGUCCCCAUGGUGGUCCCCUUUUGGUCCGACGUCGACACGAGAUUUUUUGGGGGGUCUGUCUUUUACCGUGAAUCCACAAAUCGGGACGUGCUAUCCAAGGCGAGAACCGAUGUUGGUCACGCAUUCCCAAAUCUCGCUCAUGUCAACCUUGGAUGGAUAUUUGUCACAACGUGGGACAACGUCUCCUUUUAUGGGGCCUCCAACCCAAGCGAAGGAUGCGAAGGAAAAAAAUAAACGCAACACGUUCCAACUCGCCCUGACCACGGAUGGCUUCCACUCAUUCGCCAUAUUUUAUUACAACAACAUCACUUGGACAACGGGUCACGCCUCAAACGGAAAUCCUUGCACUGGACUCGGAGGACAACCCGCAAAAGCAGGAUUCGACUAUGGAGAUGGGUCAACCUUCUACACAAUUCCUACCUCUUGCAGCGCAGACGUUAUUAAUGUGACAGAAACUAGUAAUGUUGCUUCUCCUGGAAAGUGGGUGUUCCGAAUUGACAACGAGGUGGAACAGGGUGGGUGUGAAGGCGAGGACCUUUCGUCCCUCAGGUUAAGAACGAGCCCCAGUUUCAUAUCGAUAUUGGGCCAUGUUCCGCUGACUUUGACGGGUCCCUGUUUGUCAAAUGCUUCCAGAGUAAAUUGUAUUUUUCAUGAUAGAGAGAAGCAAGUGGUUCCAGCAACUGUGGUGGAUCCAGCUACGGCGGAGUGUCUCGUCCCUUAUCUUUAUACGAAUGGAAGGGUUACGGUAGAGCUAGAGUAUGAAAUUCUAAUUAAUUCCAGCAUCGAACAUCGAAAUGUGUCUGGUUACAUUUACACCAUUCCACCACCAGAUUACAAGCUCAAUUUUUCAAUUCAUGAGAUGGGAUCGGUUCAGGUAACUUGGGACCCCGAAAAUUUUCCCGAUGAAGCACUUUUAGAGAUGGAUGUCGCCCAGUUUAACGGGACUAGCUGGGUUGACCAUGGAGUCCUAGUCGUAUCUGUACCUAAUUCAGGAAUUUACGAAGGACCGGUUAACAACGUUAAUGUUUUAAGCGGGAUAAAUCAAACUUUCGUCGCCUCCCUUAAGCCAUUGUCAGGUUUUGAGGGACAACAUUGGCUUCUUGACAAUUAUUUGUACUCUGGUCUACUCCACACAAACUAUGGCAAAACAGAGAACACUUUUGAUGCAUGGUGUCAAUCAUGGUAUGAAUUAGAUCCCGGUCCACCCACUAAUAUUAGACCUUGUCCCCCAUUGUUAGAGCAGGCCCAGCAAGACCUCAAUUUUGUGCGGGACACUAUUUCCGGUAGUUUGCUCGAGUUUUAUCAUCCCGGUGCGGAAGCUUCAUUCCGAGAAAGGAACCCCAUUGGUCAAUCUGGACAGCAGUGUAUCUACAAAGGGGGGCAAAUCCUAAUUGGGCCUCCGGGAGGGGGAACGGCUGAUUUGUACAGUCCGAACGGGAUUCUGGGCAUACUUGGUCACCAAUGGCAUGACGUGCGCCCAUGGUUCUACUGCUGCAAGUGGAGUGCCAAUCGGGAAGAGUCGUGUAGAAAAUAUUACGCCAAAAGACCAUCCGAUGCAGGUACGACUUAUGUUCCACCCAGGCCUGGAAAUGGGGCUGGUGAUCCACACAUUACUACCUUUGACUUGUUAACAUAUACAUUUAACGGGGUGGGUGAGUUUUGGAUGAUUAAGGACACAGGGUUUGGAAUGCAGGCUAGGAUGGAGCAGUAUGUGAACCCAGAGACGCAGGAAGCCAUGUAUGCCUCAAUAUUUACGGGGUUUUCAUUCCUGGUAAAGGGGGAGGCUCAGGUGGGUGCACAAAAUAGUCAGGUCAAAGUUCAGGUCCAACUACUCCCCCAGAUUCAGGGUGGAGGAAUGCAGGUCCUUUUAGACAGCGUCGCCAUUGACUUGUUAAGCGACGAUAUGGAGCCCCUCACUAUUUCUCAUUUUGGUGUUUUCAUAACCAUCCUUGGGAGAAGGCAGGUGACGCUGGCAUUCUCCUUGGGCUACACUUUUAAUUUCAUUUCUUUGGAUGGGGUAUCCAUAAAUAUUGAGGCUUCAGCCAGUGCCCAACUUCGUGGGUUAGGAAAUCCGAGGGGACUUUUAGGUAUUUUUGACGGGGACAAUGCAAAUGAUUUGACUGAUCCUGACGGAAACAUUCUCCCAAUUACAUCAAACACUGAAACUAUUCAUCGUAGUUUCGGGACGAAAUGGAAGACUACGGAAGCUGAUAGUUUGUUCAGCUAUAGACCAGGUAAAAGUCAUGCCAGCUAUCAAAAUGAGGGGUUUUUGCCAAGUUUUGGUACCCCAGGUUGGUCCACGUUGCCUGAAAAUGUUCGAGAGACAUGUGGCAAUGAUCAGGCUUGUGUUUUUGACUAUGUGAACACAGGAAGCAUCACGUUUGCCAAUAACACGAAACAGGUUGGUUUCGUUUCAACGAAACUUUGGAACUUGUUGAGAAGGUUGUGCUAAUGUGUGAGCAACCGUUAAAUCCGAAAAAUGGGUAUUUUUCUGCAGACAAUUUUUUUGUCGGGUCUGUAGCUACUUUUCAUUGUAAUAAGGACAAAUCUUAUACGCUGGUUGGGAAGAAUUCCAGCACCUGUUUGAGUGACGGUGAUGGGGACAGAGUGAGAUGGUCCAAUCCUGUCCCAGAAUGUACAGUGACCCAAAGUGGGGACGGGUUCAGAGCUUUGGGCGAUAAGUUUCUUUUUUCAUUCACUUGCAUCCUGAUGGUUGUUUCAUAUGCGAUUGGAAUUUAAGUAAAGUAUAAUGCGCUUAUAAUACUUUAAUCUCUUUAAUUAUCCAUAAAUAAUUAACUGUGAUACAUAGAUAAAUAAGUUUAGUUUCAAAUUUUCAACAUCUAGAUAAUUAUAAAUUAUAAGUAAUAAAAUUAAGAUUACAGUAUGCCAAACGCUAAA